Molecule: messenger RNA, 1544 nt
Organism: Selaginella moellendorffii
Lineage: Eukaryota; Viridiplantae; Streptophyta; Lycopodiopsida; Selaginellales; Selaginellaceae
Product: UDP-N-acetylglucosamine--N-acetylmuramyl-(pentapeptide) pyrophosphoryl-undecaprenol N-acetylglucosamine transferase
Exons: 4
Coding region: 38-1483 (481 amino acids)
Biological process (GO): carbohydrate metabolic process
Molecular function (GO): undecaprenyldiphospho-muramoylpentapeptide beta-N-acetylglucosaminyltransferase activity
Source: RefSeq, a predicted model, not a curated record
UUUUUCUAGGGCUUUGUAGCUACUAUAGCGAGCGGCAAUGGAGCGCCCAGAGAUCCAUGUAAGUCGAUGGAGCUUCGAUUUCAUCGGCAGACGCUCUUUUCUAGUGAUCCAGGGCGUGAUCUCGCAGGAAUGGAGCUCCGCCAUGCGUAUUUCUUUGGGAGCUUCCAGCAAUGCGGCCGCGAUGCUACAGGUAUUGCGCAAGAUUCUUGUGCUAGAGCUGCUUUUCUUGCGUUUUCCAGCUCUCCAGCACAGAUUUUCGCGAUGGAGCGCCAUGGCCGUGGGCAAUGGGUCCCUAAUAUCGGAUUUCCACACAGAGGCUUCCAAGACUGGGCAUGGAUCGGUGGAAGUAGCUCACAGGAGGAUCUUGUUUGCGGCCGGGGGCACUGGCGGCCAUGUCUAUCCUGCGAUUAGCAUCGCGCAGGCAAUCCAGGAGCUCCAGCCCAGCGUGGAGAUCGAAUUCGUGGGGACCAAGGACAGGAUGGAAUGGCGGGCAGUGCCACGAGCAGGAUAUAUCAUCAGGGACAUUCCAGCGACUGGAUUGAAGAGGCCAGUUCUAUCUCCAGAGAACUUUUGGCUGCCUUUCAAGCUCUUGGUGUCUAUCAUCGCUUGCUGGCGGAUCCUUUCCAAGUUUAAGCCGGACGUGGUGGUAGGAACUGGCGGCUAUGUGUCCGGGCCUCUGUGCUUGGCGGCGGCGCUGCGAAGAAUUCCACUCGUUCUCCAGGAACAAAACUCUCAGCCGGGGCUCACGAACAAGAUCUUGGGACGAUUUGCGAGGGUGGUGUUUGUGGCUUUCGCUGGAGCCGCGGCUCACUUCUCUCGGGACCGGUGCUUGGUCAGUGGCAAUCCCACGAGACUGGGAUUCAACCGGUACGUUUCUUCGCUGGUGGCGAGGAGAUUGUUCUUCCCGGAGGAUGAGAGCUGUGCGACGAAGAAAGAAGUGGUGCUUGUGCUGGGUGGAUCUCUCGGUGCUAAGUCCGUCAACAUGGCCUUGUCCAGUUUCGUUUUGGAGAGCCUUGGAAGGAAUUGUCGACGUUACAUCAUCUGGCAAACUGGAUCGCAGUACUACAAGCAGGUUUUGGAAAGUGUCGGCUCGGGGCAUUCUCGACUGGCAAUCCACGGGUUUAUAGAAUCCAUGGAAACAGCGUAUGCAGCAGCAGAUCUCGUGGUGGCUCGCGCUGGCGCGAUAACUUGCAGCGAGAUCUUGGUUGCUGGCAAACCAUCGAUUCUUAUUCCAUCUCCAAACGUGACCGACGACCACCAAACGAAAAACGCGAGGAGCUUGGAGGAAGCGGGCGUGGCGAGAGUUUUAGCGGACAGUUCCUUGCAAUCCUCGCCACGAAUUCUGGCCGAUGCGAUCGACGAGCUUCUGGGUGAUCGGCAACGCCUAGACAAGAUGGCAAUGAAAGCACUCGAUCUAGCAAUUCCAGACGCCGCUGCGCGAAUCGCCCAGAGAAUCCUCGACAUCGUCAACACGAAUUCGUAGUUCUUGGCGCGAUUAUUUAAAAAUUUUGAAAUUUGAAAGUCCACGUCGCGUGGUCGAUUCC